This is a messenger RNA of Aspergillus tanneri, 3189 nucleotides long. Its product is annotated as Na+/H+ antiporter Nha1. Bases 1 to 3189 code for a protein of 1062 amino acids. Lineage: Eukaryota; Fungi; Ascomycota; Eurotiomycetes; Eurotiales; Aspergillaceae. Gene Ontology annotation, cellular component: plasma membrane. Gene Ontology annotation, molecular function: sodium:proton antiporter activity. The record is from RefSeq and is a predicted model, not a curated record. The transcript has a single exon. Gene Ontology annotation, biological process: sodium ion export across plasma membrane; proton export across plasma membrane; intracellular potassium ion homeostasis.
AUGGCAUGGCAUCAUUUGGAUAUCGAUAAGCCUCACCUGGCGUACAUGAUCCUGGGGGGCUUCACCGGUCUCUUUAUGCUCUGCUCCCUGUUUGUCAAGGAGAAGCUGUACAUCGGUGAGGCAACAGUGGCGACACUCUGUGGUAUUAUUUUUGGGCCCCAUGCAGCGAAUCUUUUCAAUCCCUUGGAAUGGGGAAAUGUCGAUAAGAUCACACUCGAAUGCUCUCGUAUCGUUUUGGUCGUGCAAUGUUUUGCCGUCGGUGUCGAAUUGCCCAAGGCUUACAUGGAACGUCACUGGAGAUCUGUUUUCCUUCUGUUGGUGCCAGUCAUGACCUGGGGUUGGUUGAUCACAAGCUUGUUUAUCUGGUGGAUGGUGCCUCUUUCUUGGAUCGAGGCUUUAGUCUGUGCCGCCUGCGUAACGGCCACUGACCCUGUACUGGCGUCCUCCGUCGUCGGUAAGGGUAAAUUUUCCAAGCGGGUCCCUAAGCAUUUGCGAGAUCUGCUCUCCGCCGAGUCCGGCUGCAAUGACGGCAUGGCUUUCCCAUUUAUAUACCUGUCAUACUACAUUCUACGGUACCGUCCCGAUGCGAACAAGGUGGCUCUAAACUGGAUCUGUGUCACCAUUUUAUACGAGUGCAUCCUGGGCGCGAUCUUCGGGUUUACCAUUGGAUAUGCCGCCCGGCAUGCCAUCAAAUUUGCCGAGCGCAAGCAGCUUAUUGACCGCGAAAGCUUUUUGGUGUUUUAUUUCGUGCUGGCCGUCUUUUGUGCGGGCUCCGGGGCCUUGCUGGGCAUGGAUGACCUGUUGAUCGGCUUCGCAUGCGGCGUCGGCUUCAGUAACGACGGCUGGUUUACGGAGAAGACGGAAGAAUCUCACGUCUCCAACGUGAUUGACCUUUUACUCAAUUUGGCCUACUUUGUCUACUUUGGGUCCAUUAUUCCCUGGGCGGACUUCAACAACCCCGCCAUUGGCCUUACCCCCUGGAGGCUGGUAGUGAUCGCCCUCCUCGUCAUUUUUUUCCGCCGGAUUCCCAUCAUGCUGCUUUUGAAGCCCAUCAUACCAGACGUGAAAACAUGGCGCGAGGCCCUAUUUGCGGGCCACUUUGGGCCCAUCGGUGUCGGGGCAAUUUUUGCCGCCAUCUUGGCUAGAGCCGAGCUGGAAAACGACAGCACUCAACCCCUCUCAGCCGACCAACUGCCCAAAGCCGGAACGGCUAAUUAUUAUGUUGUGCAACUCAUUUGGCCGAUCACCACCUUCAUGGUAAUCUCAUCCAUCUUGGUGCACGGAUCGUCCAUUGCGGUGUUCACUCUCGGAAAACGCAUCAACACCUUGACUAUCACGCUAUCCUACACAACAGCCAACGAGGAGGGACCAUCUUGGAUGAACCGUCUGCCUCGAGUGCAGUCACUGGCGAAAGGCUCCAUGUCCUUUCGCAAAGCAGAUGAGCUGGAAGACUCUUCCAAGGAGCCGGAAUAUGCCCCCGGCACUCUGCCUCCCGUUGGUGUCCCUGGUAAUUUCCUGCGCCGAGUGCAGGAUGAAGAUAGCGAAUCACCGACAGGAAGGAUGUCUAGCCGCAGACCCCGCCGCCGCCGUAGACGUCGCGAUGCCGGGGCCGGUGGUCUUAUCACCCAAUCCGCUAUUGCACCUCAACGCUCUUACGAUGCAGAAGAAGACAAGACAAAGGAUGAGGAAGAACAGGCCGAACGAGACAAGAUUGAGCAUGGUGUGUACCCGCUCUCUAAAGAACGCAAGAAGUUCGGACGUGAGCCGGCCAUCAGAGUGUAUCUGGAAGGACACCAUAUGAUUGUGGAAGACGAGGAGGGAAAUGUCCUCAGGACCGAAGAUAUCAGUCACCAGUCUCCCGAAGAACAGCAGCAACAUAUUGAAGAAGAACGAAGAAAGUUGCAGCAAGAGAAGUUAGCCGAGCUUGCCAAGUCCACGAGCCCACCCAAUGGCAAGACGAAGGGGAGCGACGUCCCAGAAGCAGGCGAGGAUAAGUCUGCGCUUGAAAAGGCGCGCAAACGGUUCGGCGAAUGGAUGGGCUUUGGCAAGAGUCGCACUGCUGAUGAGGGCAAAGAUACCGGACAGGUUGCUGUCGGGAAGGGAGAAGGACCAGCAGCUCCCAAACCACCGAAGCCAAAAGCUCGCUCGGCUCAUGCGUACCAGUUUGGAAACACCAUCAUUGUCGAGGACGAGGAUGGAGAGGUUAUUAAGAAAUAUUCCAUUCCUUCCACCUCAGACAAACCCGAUGCUGGUACUCAUGCACCAGUGCGGCGUGGUAUUACGCGCAUGGGAACCUGGUUUGGCGUUGAGGAAGGCGAGUCCUCCCAGGCCGCCCGAGCUAAGAAAGCAGAGGAAGACGAAUGGCUUGCUGAUGAUGGCCUUCGUUUCACGGUGGCUGAUGACGAUGACGUCGGCAAGAACGGUUUCCGUCACAAGGGUCAUAGGAUGAACAAGCACGAGUUUGUCCAGCAACUUCGCAAUCUCGGUCCCAAGGCUCGUCGCGAUUUAGUUGAGGAGGCCGUUGCUACUGAGAGAGUCAAGCACGUUGUACAAGGCAAGGCCAAGGAGGCUGAACAACAAGAGCGCCAGAGGUCUCUUGGUGGAGAGCCUGCGCAGCAAGUACGGGUUACCGAACGGGACGACGACGAAUUCACUUCCGAGAGCGAGUUCAGCGAUGACGGAUCAGACAGGGUAGUUCCAGGCGACAAUGUAGCUGCUUCUUUGGCUCGCUUUACCCGAGGAUCUGCCGCCGACGAACGCCGCACCACCGCUAUUAGUCCAGCCACUCGGCAUCGGUCGCGCAGAGACUCUGAGGACGAUGGUACGGAGCGGGUUCCACCAUCGCAGUUAAGAGAAGCAGCGGGUCUGUCAUGCCCUCAUCAGCAAGCAAGUCUGGACGACACUGGCGAAACGCCGGCUGAACGUCGCCGCCGCCUGGCUGCUCUUGGUGAAUUGGACAACUCAGACAACCCGGACGAAUCUGACGAUCCAGAUGCUGCAGUGCAUGACUCUGGCAGUGAUGAUAAUGGCGAGAGUCUCCAGGCCGCGAACAGAGUUCAGUUCGCGGACGGCACGAAGCCUGCAGGAAGCUCGAGCGAGGAUAAUGCUCCUGGUACCUCAAACUCCAAAUCUAGUGGCGCACAUCGACCUCGAAUAUCAUGGGGAGGCGAAAAGGGCCGGCAGACCUGA